AUGAAGGACAUUAUAGAAGGGAUGGAUUCAGUACAAGAGCAAUUGGCUCAACUUCUUCUCCUCGUUCCGCCCGAUGUGUACCGAGAAUGUGAAGAUUAUAGAUUCAAAAUACCCACGAAAGCAAUUCUCGAGGGUAGAUAUUUCAAGUUGAUCGAAAGUAGCGACUUUAAGGAAAUUUCGGCUCUACCUCAACUUCAAACGGUACUUUCUCAGUACCCAGCGAAAAGUCUUGGUGAAGUUCUUCAGGAAUAUGUUAACCUUUUAGUAGAAUCUAGUAUCAAACUUACAGGAGAGAAAUACUGGUUCAGCCUUCAAUGCUAUGCAAUUGCAUUUUUGCAGCUAUUUGUACAAGUGAACUUUACGGGUCCACCAAUGAGUAGAAUUGCAACUGAAGCUUUAUGGUUUCCACAUGUGGAUGAAGAGCAAAUACAACGGGAUGCAGUUCAAGCUCUUGGAUUUGCGGGACUGCAAGGCUACGACUUAAUGCAGGACCCAAUUCAUCUAAUCAUAGCUGAGUUGAUAUUGGAGAGGUUAUCUGAUACGCCUAUGGAGUUGUCGAUAUUUAGCAAAUCAGUAGUGGAAAAGAGUGAGGAUAUAUUGAGUUGUGUUGGCGCUUUUUCUCAACAAAGCGAGAUGGAUAUGAGCAAAGCUUCGCUUUGUUGGUGGAGAGCCCGUGCUUAUCAGGUUCAUGCUUCUGUAUUGUCUGAUCCUGCUAGUAUCAUACUGUCCAUAUGUUCGAUUUUGCUAAACAACCAGGUUAUUAACAAAAUUGCUACAGGUCAACAGAGUGAAAUUGAAAAAUUGCUUCGAAUCCAGUUUUCCUUGGAACAGUCGAGAGUUCACAUACAGGCUCAAACGGAACAUCGGGCAAUUGACCCAUUAGUCGAGGCAUUAAAGAUUUCUGGUUUGGAAUUGUUGCUUUCCGGGGCAAAAGCAAAAAGAACAAAGUUUCAAAAGUUUUACACGUCAGGAUUAAUUGUACUUGCUAAGAGCUCGCAAAAAACAGUUUACGACGAAGACGACGAUAGCAACACCAAUAACUCAAGUAUAUUCGAGCCCGAGACUUUCCAAAUGUAUUCGGAUAUACUUUUGGAGAAACCUGAAUAUGAAGGCUUGGAUGAUCUCAACAUGGAAAUUGAAAAUGAAAGCAAAAAGAUCAAAAUAGAUUAUGAUAUGUUGAAAAUAAAUUUGGAGGAGAAUAAGUUACUUCCUAUUGCAAUGACGCAAAAGGAUAUCCCUAUAAACUUGAAGGAAUUAGAUCCAAAUAAUCAACCGGCACUAAAUAAUAUCGAUGUUUUGCAGUUGUUGUUGAGAUUAAUUGUUAUCAAACAAACUGCGCCAAUGAAUGAUCCUUUAGUUAACGAGGAGUUGUCAGCGUUGGUGGAAAGAAUAUUGUAUGCCCAGCCCGGCCACUUGAACUGGCUUUUAUACUCACGAGCUCUUUGGGAACGAUCGUUACUUGAAACAGGAAGGUCAAAGACGGUAGAAAGAGGAAUAUUACAAAUGACGUCUUUAGUUGAAGAGAUGGGUCUUAAGAUCAAGUCACGACUUAUUCCUCAAGAAGAAGAAGCCGCCGAUUCCAACCAGCAAGCUUCAUUGAGGUUGAGGUUUAUACACCAGUUACCAUUAUUACCUCAAUGGUCAAUGGAUGUCAAGCUCGCAGAAAAAUACAUGUCAUUGGGAGUUGUUAAAUCGGCACUUGAGAUUUAUGAACGACUAGGACUACAUUGCGAAGCGGCAUUAUGUUACGCUGCAACAGAUCGUGAACAUGAAGCAGAAAAAAUAUUAGUCAAUCGUAUCAAGCUGAAUCCAAACGACGCUAGAGCAAUUUCAAUCCUAGGCGAUAUAAAACAAGACCCAGCGUUAUGGGAAAAAGCAUGGGAGAUUUCGCGGUACUCCAAGGCCAAGGCUUCGUUAUCCCACUACUACUACUCUCCUCCCGCUGGGUCUGGGCGAAGCAAAAACCUAGAACUUGCAAUUUCAAACAUGUUUGAAUGCUUAUCUUCAAAUCCAUUGAGCUAUGAGAAUUGGUUUUUUUAUGGUUGUUGCGGAUUGGAGAGUGGACAAUUUGAGUUGGCGUCUGAAGCAUUUACAAGGUGUGUCUCCCUUGAUGACAGUAAUUCUUACGCAUGGUCCAACUUGGCUAGUGCCUUGAUAAAGCUAAACAGAACAAAACCUGCAUUCAAUGCGUUGAAAAAGGCCAUUCGUUGUGGCGGUGACAAAAAGUCAUGGAGAAUUUAUGAAAAUUUCAUGAAUGUUGCUGUUCAACUAAACGAGUGGAAUGAUGUGCUAUUUGCUUGUCGAGAGUUAUUGAAUAUCAAAAAGAACGAAGGAAAUGCCGCUAUUGAUGUGCCAGUUUUAGAGAAACUAUCUGAAAUUCUCGUAUCUACAGAGUACCCAACGGAGUCUAGAUUAUCCCAUUUCCAAAAAUCGUGUAUUGAUCUUAUUUGUAAUAUUUUGCCUGGAAUGAUUACUUCAUCUGCAAGAUGUUGGAAAAUUGUUGCUCGUGUUGAGUUGUGGAGAAAAAAACCGUGGGCAUCGUUGGAGUGUCAUGAAAAAGCAUACAGGGCAAUGGUGCACAAUACAGAACUAGACUCCAAUGAAGAGAUUUGGAAUGAAGUCGUUGAAGCAUGUGUUGAUUUAGUGAGCGCAUUUGAGUCUCUUGGAGAACUUCCUGGUAACUUCAAGGAAUAUGCUAAUGUAAAGCAUAUGGAAUUAUUAAAGUGCAAAGUUUCAAAAGACUCACACCAAAAAACCACAAGAACGAUAUUUUCCAACAUGCCAAGGAAGAAUUUGGCGAUAUCUGCAAAAUUGACGAUUCUUGUUUCAACAGUUUCUAGUAUCCCAACAAAAGAGUGUGUAGUCAAGAGUGCUAAUUUGUAG
This is a messenger RNA of Lodderomyces oxycetoniae, 2883 nucleotides long. Its product is annotated as tetratricopeptide repeat-containing protein. The coding region runs from base 1 to 2883 and encodes 960 amino acids. The record is from RefSeq and is a predicted model, not a curated record. Gene Ontology annotation, molecular function: protein binding. Lineage: Eukaryota; Fungi; Ascomycota; Pichiomycetes; Serinales; Debaryomycetaceae. The transcript has 2 exons.